This is a messenger RNA of Wallemia mellicola CBS 633.66, 1376 nucleotides long. RefSeq names its product enolase. Gene Ontology annotation, cellular component: phosphopyruvate hydratase complex. Gene Ontology annotation, biological process: glycolytic process. The record is from RefSeq and is a predicted model, not a curated record. Gene Ontology annotation, molecular function: phosphopyruvate hydratase activity; magnesium ion binding. NCBI's taxonomy places the organism in Eukaryota, Fungi, Basidiomycota, Wallemiomycetes, Wallemiales, Wallemiaceae. The coding region runs from base 36 to 1376 and encodes 446 amino acids. The transcript is spliced from 2 exons.
GUUACUCUCUUUGUAUUUAACAACGAACAUCAGAAAUGGCUAUUGAAAAGGUAUACGCUCGUCAAGUCUUCGACUCCAGAGGUGGUCCAACUGUUGAAGUCGUCUUGACCGCAAACGGCAAACAAGCAACCGCUAUCGUUCCAUCCGGUGCAUCCACUGGUAUCUACGAAGCUAACGAACUUCGUGAUGGUGGUGCUGCAUACAACGGAAAGGGUGUCUUGACCGCUGUUAAGAACGUCAACGAUGUCAUCGCACCUGCGCUCACUGCAGCAAACAUUGACGCUGCAGACCAAAAAGCUGUCGAUGAUUUCCUUCUCAAGCUCGACGGUACUCAAAACAAGAACAAGCUUGGUGCUAACGCUAUCCUUGGUGUUUCAAUGGCUGCUGCAAAUGCUGCUGCACUCGUUAAGGGUGUACCACUCUACAAGCACCUCGCUUCCCUCACCGGUGUCAAGGCUCCAUACGUUCUCCCAACUCCUGCUUUCAAUGUUAUUAACGGUGGUUCACACGCUGGUAACGCACUCGCAUUCCAAGAAUUCAUGAUUCUCCCAACUGGUGCCAAAUCCUUCACUGAAGCUAUGCAAAUUGGUUCAGAAGCUUACCAAGCACUUAAGAAGGUUAUCAAGGCUAAGUACGGUAUUGACGCUACCAACGUUGGUGACGAAGGUGGUUUCGCACCAAACGUUAGCGGCGCUGAUGAAGCACUUGAAUUACUCGUUACUGCUAUUGAGAAGUCUGGUUACACAGGAAAGGUUUCCAUCGCACUCGAUGUCGCCUCAUCUGAGUUCUACAAGGAUGGAAAGUACGACUUGGACUUCAAGAACGACAACUCUGACAAGUCAAAGUGGCUCUCUGGUAAGGAACUCGCUGAUCUUUACCUCGGCUACGUCAACAAAUACCCAAUUGUCUCUAUUGAGGACCCAUUCGACCAAGAUGACUGGGAAGCUUGGUCACACUUCACCCAAAACUCACCAAUCCAAAUCGUUGGCGAUGAUUUGACCGUUACAAACCCACUCCGUAUCAAGACUGCCGUUGAAAAGAAGGCAUGUAACGGUUUGCUCCUCAAGGUCAACCAAAUUGGUACUGUUUCAGAGUCAAUCGAAGCUGCUCAACUCUCACAAAAGUCUGACUGGGGUGUUAUGGUAUCCCACCGUUCAGGAGAGACUGAAGACACUUUCAUCGCUGAUCUCGUCGUUGCACUCCAAACUGGUCAAAUCAAGUCAGGUGCUCCUUGCCGUACUGAACGUCUCGCAAAGUACAACCGUUUGCUCAGAAUUGAAGAUGAAAUUACUCAAGAAACUGGUAAAGCAGCACUCUACGGCGCUGAAGAUGGAUUAGCACGUGGUACCACAGCACCAAAGCUUAACGCUAAAUAA